Labrus mixtus (cuckoo wrasse) is the source of this 2070-nucleotide messenger RNA. RefSeq names its product adenosine deaminase 2b (gene ada2b). Lineage: Eukaryota; Metazoa; Chordata; Actinopteri; Labriformes; Labridae. The coding region runs from base 194 to 1699 and encodes 501 amino acids. The record is from RefSeq and is a predicted model, not a curated record. The transcript has 10 exons. Gene Ontology annotation, molecular function: adenosine deaminase activity. Gene Ontology annotation, biological process: inosine biosynthetic process; adenosine catabolic process.
GUGAGUAUUUUGCUGACGAGCCGGACUGAAAGUGGAAGUUUUUGUGGAAAACAAGCGGAGUCAUUUGACAGGACCGCAGGGCUGGGACACCAGACAGAAGAGGCUCCUGAUACCAAAUUAUAUCAAGUUAUCCCGCUCUUCUUGUAAAGGAGUGUGUGAUGACGUUCUAGUGCCCUCCUUGGGGCAUACGGACAUGGUGCUCUUACUCCAGGCUGUGGUCACUACUGUGUCCCUCCUGUGGUCUGUAAGAGUUACUGAUGCGAUGCCUGACCCUGCUCAGAGGGAGCUGCUGAUGCGUCAGGAGACUUCUAGACAGACGGGGGGCAGAGUGACCCUGACACCGGCCGAACAGAAGCUGGAUGCUCACCUCCAUCGUUUAAAGGAGCAGGAGAUGUCUGCUGCCCAGUUCCUACCUGCUAUUCACUUCUUCAAAGCAAAGCCGCUCAUUGAGAAGAGCUCAAUCUUCAAACUGCUGCAGGAGAUGCCUAAAGGUGGAGCCCUCCACAUCCACAGCUCCACUUUGGUCAAUGUCGAGUGGCUGGUGAAAAACAUCACCUACAGGCCAAACUGCUACAUCUGCUUCACGUGGGACAACUCGGUCCGCUUCUUCUUCUCUGACCGCCAACCCUUUCCACGGUGGGACUGCUUCUUUUGGCAGCUACUUCAAACCUUGAGAGCAAAAAUAAGAGACCCUACUCUCUUUGAUAACAGUUUAAUGCAGCACCUCACACUCUUCACUGAGGAUCCAGAGGGAGCGUACCCAAACCAGGAUGUUGUGUGGCAGAAGUUUGAGAAAGCCUUCAUUGCUACUGCAGGGCUGAUCACACAUGCCCCUGUGCUAAGGGAAUACUUCUACAAGGGCCUGGGGGAGCUUUUGCAUGACAACAUCAUGUAUCUGGAACUCAGGAGCGGUCUCUCAAGGACAUACGAGCUUGAUGGAACCAUCCAUGAUAAGGUCUGGACUGUGAAAAUGUUUCAAGAAGUUACAAAGAAAUUUACCAAAGAUCAUCCUGACUUUCUCGGGGCCCGCAUCAUAAUUUCUGUACACAGGGCUUUGGGUGUAUCUGAUGUCAAAGCGGCGGUGAAAGAGGCCAUCCAGCUGCAGAAGGACUUCCCAGAUGUUGUCGCAGGAUUUGACAUGGUCGGCAGGGAGGACAGUGGGAGGACUCUUUGGUUCUUCAGGGAGGCCCUCUCUCUGCCCGCUGAACUGGGUGUCACACUACCGUACUUCUUUCAUGCAGGGGAGACAGAUGAUGAAGGCACAGAUGUGGAUCAAAACAUCCUUGACGCCCUUCUGUUCAACACCACACGCAUUGGGCACGGCUUUGCUUUGGCACACCAUCCACUGGCCAAAGAACUUUCUAGGAAAAGGAACGUGGCUGUGGAGCUGUGCCCCAUCUCAAACCAGGUGCUGAAGCUGGUGUCCGACCUCCGGAACCACCCUGCAGCUGUGCUGAUGUCGGAGGGCCACCCUAUGGUGAUCAGCUCUGACGACCCGUCAAUGUUCGGCACCACAGGCCUCGCCUACGACUUUUAUCAAGCCUUCGUUGGCAUCGGAGGGCUGAAAACAAAUCUGGGCACUCUGAAAGAGCUUGCCGCUAACUCUAUCAGGUUCAGCUCCCUGCCAGCUCAUCUGAAGGAAACCGGUCUCGCCAUGUGGCAGAAGAAAUGGGACGCUUUCAUCGUUGAUCAUUCAUGACCAGCAAAAUCUCUACGGAUCCUGUUUGACUUGAAAGAUGUUUUUUAACAGUAUAAAGCCGUAGCAAACAUCUAGAGGCAACCGGCAGACUUUAUUUGAACUCUUCACUGGAUCCUUGGAGAAACAGGCACGAGAGAGUUAAAAACAAAUGACAUCGUUGGAGAGGAUAUACUGAUGUCAGAGUUUAUGAGGACAAUAGAACAACGAGUUAGCCUCCUGAUGAAUUACAGACAAAUCCUGAACCUUCAUCUGAGUAUUCAUGGGGGACUUUUUGAAUUCAGAACAAAAACUAUAAUUAUUACGGAACGCCACAACAUUGGUAACAUUCAUCAAAAAAAUCAAGUUAAAAAUAAAAAAUGUAAUUGCAGGGA